Molecule: messenger RNA, 1227 nt
Organism: Rotaria sp. Silwood1
Lineage: Eukaryota; Metazoa; Rotifera; Eurotatoria; Philodinida; Philodinidae
Source: the annotation of a GenBank genome assembly
AUGGAAAAUUUAAACACAAAUGUAUCAUCAUUAUCAGCUGGUCUAGAAGAUCAAUUUAUUUCAUUGUUACAACAAGGAAUGGCUUUUUCGGAAGAAACAAAACUCGAUGCCAAAUUUUACGACCAAGUUUGGUCAGCCUCGGAUUUGAAUCCUGAUAGAAUCACAAGUGAACUGAAGAAAUUGUUCACUUACAAUCAAACUGAAACAGAGCUUCACAACUUUUCCGAUAGCUAUUUUGAUUUUAAUCAAUCGUAUGCGCAAUCAUCAUCAAGCUCAGGAGGAGGCGGCUUAAGUAUUUUUGGCAUCGGUUCUGUUGGCGGUAAUGGUGCAUCGUCAAGUUCAUCAGCAAAUCAUCUGUUAACGACGACACAGUUAGUAUUUUCACAAACAGAAAUCCAAAAAUUCCUCACUCAAGAAUCCAUUGAAACUGCAUGGACGGGUGAAAAAUUCAUACCCAAAUCAUUCGCUGUUUACAGACUAACUGAUAUCACCGAUCGACUUCAAGUUGCAAUCAUUGCAAAACAGCUCAUUGCCGACAAAGGGAAUGGUGCUAUUGUUCGUACAGUCAAUACCAGAAGUACAGCAUCAUCCACGUUUGAUCGAUACUCGUGGCCGCUUAUAGGUGAGAUUAAACUUUACUCAAGCAAUGAAUCGUCUCUACCACGUCAUUGGGUAUUCUGUCAUGGACAAGUUCUCUCUCGUGUCGAAUAUCAGCGUUUAUUUUUUGUCAUCGGGGAAACAUUUGGGGCUGGAGAUGGAAUAACUACUUUUAAUGUGCCAGAUUUUCGUGGCCGCUUUCCGCUAGGUCUCGAUUUGACACGAAACCAGAAAGCCACUAUGGAUAAAGGUGGUAGUGCAACACAAACAUUAACAAUCGAUCAAAUGCCUGCUCAUGAGCACGGUAAAGGUACAUUAACCACCGUGAUCGCAGGUAGCCAUACUCAUGCUGUCAACGAUCCGGGGCAUAAUCAUGGAGGCCAAACGGAUGUAAGGCAGGGUGGUGCUGGUGGAUGGAAUCUGAAAGGCAACGGCCAAGGCCCCUUUGAUGACUGGGCAACACAUGCACAUACUAUUCCGACUGGGCAAACUGGAAUAUGGCUUUCAGCUGAUGGUACCCAUUCACAUUCAAUUGACGGCUCGACAGAAUCGAUCGGAAGGGGACAACCGUUCAGCCUGAUUCCACCUUAUCAAGCCAUUGAGUAUAUUAUUUUCACUGGAGACUAUUGA